UAUUCAUGAAAUGUGAAUCACGAGUCGGUUGUUAUUCCUUUCGUGAAAGUGGGUGUCUGCUAAACUUUUCUUUGAUGUAUAAGCUUUCUUAACUGAAAUACUAUAUGUAUAAUCAAGGAAACGUAACGAAAGAUAAAAGCUUCAAAGAAAACAAUGGAAAUGAUUACUACACUACUUUACUUCUAAGAAAUUCGGUUGUAUUUACACCUUAACCAAACUUGAUCUUUAUGAUCUUCGCUUUAUGUAUUUAUGAUCAAUAGUUAACUAAGAACACCUAUCAACAAUUCGCUAGAAUAAUCUACAAACGUUAUUCUAGAUCUGAAUAUUCAUAUAUGCACGCAUAUUGUGACAUAUUCAAAAAUAACCUCCAUUUGCGUGCGUAACACUCAAGAAUGACAUCGUCAUUGUAGCAUAGAAAACUAAGAAUAAAUGAAAUGAAAUAUAAAUGAAAUUCAAUAAAUGAACGGAAAAAGCAUUGUAUAUACUUCAUCGAGAAGGUAUGAAUUAUAAUGGAUACGGAACAACAUUUUUCAUAAUUGGGUACAUUAAAACAGAAUGAGUUAAUAUUAGACAGAACUUAAUAAGCAUAAGGUUUCUAACAGUGUUAAAGAGUCAUUGUAGAAUGCCUACAAUAGCCAGUUCAUCUUUAACGUACGAAAUUCUUAUGUAUCUAAACUCUUUUUAUUUUGGUAUGUUUGCUAUAUGUGAACUGGGUAUGGGCUUUUUUAAAGCUGCGAAUCUACCCUCACCUGGCACAAAUACAACAUUGGCAGAGUUUGCGCUUUUGUCCUUACUUAUAAUCACAGAAGGAGCCAGAAUUCAUUUUGGAAGGAAAGGGAAUUUGACAGAACAUGGACUACCAAUUCUCAUCGGAGUUAUUUUAACUGUACCCAGCUCCUUGGCAACGUUAUACUUUCUAAUUUGGCAAAAUUAUGUGCUCAGACUAGAAGUGAUUCUUUGUAGCAUACAAUUGGUACUUCUAGCAUCUGAGUUAAUCAUUUCUAUCUUGUGUCUCGUUGCUAUUUACAAACCUUCGUCCCCAGACGAAUAAACAACCUCAUUAGUACUUAAGAGUUUUAAUUGAUUGCAUCAUAUUGUAUGUUUCUGGACAUUAAUAAAAAUUAAAAAUGAUCUAAUCUA
Messenger RNA from Bombus huntii, 1140 nucleotides. RefSeq names its product transmembrane protein 216-like. Gene Ontology annotation, cellular component: ciliary transition zone. Lineage: Eukaryota; Metazoa; Arthropoda; Insecta; Hymenoptera; Apidae. The transcript has a single exon. Gene Ontology annotation, biological process: non-motile cilium assembly. The coding region runs from base 623 to 1051 and encodes 142 amino acids. The record is from RefSeq and is a predicted model, not a curated record.